Pygocentrus nattereri (red-bellied piranha) is the source of this 2173-nucleotide messenger RNA. Its product is annotated as rho-related GTP-binding protein RhoG-like. The transcript is spliced from 2 exons. Gene Ontology annotation, biological process: establishment or maintenance of cell polarity; actin filament organization; regulation of actin cytoskeleton organization. The coding region runs from base 99 to 650 and encodes 183 amino acids. Gene Ontology annotation, molecular function: protein kinase binding; GTP binding; GTPase activity. Gene Ontology annotation, cellular component: cytoskeleton; cell projection; plasma membrane. NCBI's taxonomy places the organism in Eukaryota, Metazoa, Chordata, Actinopteri, Characiformes, Serrasalmidae. The record is from RefSeq and is a predicted model, not a curated record.
AAGAGAUAGCACAAAGAGAAAGAACUACACUGCCAGUCUAGUCUUCGAGGAUAAUCAUUCUGGUAUUUUCAGGUCUCCGGCAAAGGUUGAAAGACUGAAUGGAGCAAACGGAGAGCGUCAAGUGUGUGGUGGCUGGAGAUAAAGCUGUGGGAAAGACCGAACUUCUGAAAAACACCAAUGAAAAGAUCACAGUGGGCUCCAAAUCUAUCAAGCUUGUGCUGCGGGAAACAGUCGGUCAGAACCAGAAUGACCGAUCACGUCCCGUAGCCUACGGUGGGACCAAUGUCUUCAUCCUCUGCUUCUCCAUCUCCAACCGGAGAUCUUUUGACAACAUCAAGGUUAUGUGGUACCCUGAGGUAUCACAACACUCCCCUGAAGUGCCCUUCCUGCUGGUGGGCACCAAAAAGGACAUCAGAGGAGAUCGAAACAUUUUGCAAAAACUGAAGCAGCAGAACCUGACUCCUGUCACCAAGCAGCAGGGGGAGGCUCUUGCUAAAGAAAUCAAGGCUGUUAAGUACCUUGAGUGCUCAACUGUUAAAGGUGGUGAAGGGGUGAAUGAAGUAUUUGAGGAGGCUGUCCGUGCCUACCUGAACUCAAAGCCUAAGGAACAGGUGGACAAAUCAUCCGAAUCAUCCUGUGCACUUCAAUAAAGAAUUGUGGGUAAAACCGUGCCAUGAACAAGUCAUUGUUGUCAAUGCAGAUUUUGUUUAGCGUUAUGUUACCAUUACCAGUGAUUGUCAUGACAGAUCCCAUAAUGUUUGGUAUCAUGAUGGCUAACUGUGAUGCAGUUAUGACAUCAAACAUCACAACAUCUGUCAUGAUAUUUACCAACAAUGGUUAAAAGAUACUGUUCCAUUACUGAACAAAGACUCCCGUCAUAACUCUUGAUGGCAUCUGCCAUGGCAGGUUAAAGGCAUGACUUUGUCAGUACAAUUUAGAAGCAGUCAAGCAAAUUGUUAUUGAAUUAUGUUUAAUUGACAUAUCUGUGCUCUACUUACAGACAAAUUCUUAUGUAACAACAAAGGUUUUACAAAUGUUGACAAAAAUCUCAAUUUAACUUAAUAAGAAAUGAGCAAACAACUUUUGAUGAACUUGAAGUGUAAUAUUAUUUUAAACUACACAUUUUGUAUGUGUAUGUCACAGAUCAAAUGUUUUUUUUUUUGUCAUGCAAUCCAGCUAAUUUUUACAUGAUGGUAGAUUUGUUGUUUCCAGCCUGCCUAGUUUUUAUUAGCUACAACAACACAGUCCUUCUCUGUAGCACAGCAUUUUAAGCAGGAGACUUGUCUAAUUUAGCAAGAGUUACUUUAAAUGAAUGCAUUUGUACAGUGCAAUAAAUUAUAUCUUGGUCAGUGAAAACAUCAACAUAAUGCAGAAAAUUUUGUCUGUUUUCCAGACAUAAUGUCAAUAAUUUUGACAUUUUCAAGACAUGUUUUCAAGACAUUUUCAAGACAUGUUUCAAGACAUAAUGCAAAUAAUGUGGACUUAUUUCAAGACAUUUUGCAGAUCAUUUACCUACGUAAGGAAAUAAUGCUUGAAAAGCAACAUUAUUGUUGUCCACAAAUAAUUUAAGCCCUUAAAAAAUCCAGGCUUAUUACAUACUAAUGCUUAUUCUUCAACAACAACAAGGAAUUCAAUUUAGUCACUCUGUUUGAUUUUUCUGCAGUGUGGGUGGACCACAAAUACAUCAUAUUAUGGGUGAAAUCUUCACUUCUUUGCUGCAGAUUUUUUACUGUUCUCUGAACAGUGCUGAUGAAGAAAAUUACAAUUAUAAGUUCAGUUAUGAGCUGAGCUAGAACACUGAUUUGUCAUUGAUUGCUUGACCUCUUUCUGAAACUGUACACUGACAUGAUUCCGUUGUAAUUUAAGCUACAACAGAGAUUUGAUAUUUGCCCACAUAUAUAAUCCAUUCUUUGUACAUAGAGGCUUCUACUCACACUGAAAUCUGAAUACGAAAUACAAAGAUUCCUAGGAAAUUCUGGAUGCUUGAUAGAUAUAUUGCUAAGAUUUGUUGCUUUACAUUGUUUCUGUAAAUGCUUGUAGAAUCUUUACCCACAAAGUGAUGUCAUGUACUUCUCUGUGACUGAGGAAAUAGUAAGAAGAUAUUGAACUUCGAUAUCAUGUGUAUGCAUCAUGCAGAUCAACUGAUUUAAUAAAAUUAUUAUAUAUAAAAAUA